Messenger RNA from Diceros bicornis minor, 3667 nucleotides. RefSeq names its product mirror-image polydactyly 1 (gene MIPOL1). NCBI's taxonomy places the organism in Eukaryota, Metazoa, Chordata, Mammalia, Perissodactyla, Rhinocerotidae. The record is from RefSeq and is a predicted model, not a curated record. The coding region runs from base 775 to 2136 and encodes 453 amino acids. The transcript is spliced from 13 exons.
GUUAGAGGAUUCAGGUCCAGGCUCAACCUGUGGUUGGCUCUGUGCCCUUGAGAGUCGCUUAACCGCUUUGUAUUUCAGUUCUCACCCUUGUAAGUUUCGGCGGCACGCUGAGCUGUGCUUUAGAAAGAUACUGUUAGAAUGCUUUUGGUUCGCAAUGUCUAGGGCCGCCAAUUUUCUAACUGGAAGGUGACACCACCCAACAGUAUUUGUGAAGUACUUUAAGCUCCAUGGAUGGAAGGAACUGGAUAAACACAAGAUAGCAGCAUUAUUAGGGUGGUGGAAAGAAACAGCUUUCCACAAGAACAAGCUUUUUGAAAAGCUCCUUUGAACAUUUUAUGCAGAUUAAAUCACAGUGUUAGUAGACAAAGCUAAGCCUAAACAAAACUACAUUUCAAGGAGGGUUUAUUUUUCUUCCCCAGAUAACUUUAACAUACUAUCACAAGUUAUUCGCCUUUCGGAGUUUCUCCUUGGGAACGAGUGUGGAACCUAAAAUGAUGGUUAUAUAAUCAUUUGGAUAUCCUAUGCAAUUGUAUACCAAGAAAAUUAAUUAAAACAAAGCUGACUUUUCUAUAUAAGCUAAUCCAAAAGUAAAUGAGGAACUUAGAAAAAGAUUGCCAACUCCAGAUCAACAUAUUUAGAGAAAAUUGGAAAAGGAGAAGCUGACUACAGCUUUAUUUGAGGACUUUUUAAAGAACGCAGAGUUCUAGCUGUGAGCUUCAAAUCUUGGAGCAAAACCCAGAGACCUUGCCAGAGCAAACAAGAACAGAAGUACAAAUGGAAGACUGGUCAAAAGAUGUAGCCCAUAGUUAUCUUAAACAAGAGGCUACAGGGAGACAUACAAGCACACAGCCAGAUAAGCACCUGACUGUGAAUUCUGAAGGAAGCAUGGAUCAGAAGUCUAAUGAAUUAGUUAAUGAAGCUGCAUGUGAGGACACAGAACUGCCAGAGCCCAGAUCAAGGCAUUUUCAGGCCGUUGGUCCUUGUCCAGGUGAUGAGACAGCUCGCUGCACUAGUGAGAAAUCCAUCAUUAUGGAACAUAGAAGUAAUGAUUUGCAUUAUGGACAUAUGAUUCCUUGUCAAGUUACUUCAGACUUAAAUAAAGAGAAGACAAUAGCAUUUCUUCUAAAAGAAUUGGACAUUCUCAGAGCAAGGAAUAAAAAGCUUCAAGAAAAGCUGACUAAAGAAGAUAAAGAACAGAGAAAACUAAAGCUUAAGCUGGAACUUCAAGAGAAAGCAACAGAAGCUCAAAUUGCUGAAAAGACAGCAGCUCUGGUUGAAGAAGUCUAUUUUGCACAGAGGGAGCGUGAUGAAGCUAUUAUGUCUCGACUGCAAUUAGCCAAUGAGGAGAGAGAUGAAGCAGUUGCACGAGCCAAGCAUUUGGAAAUGUCUCUAAAAGUGCUAGAAAAUAUUAACCCUGAAGAAAAUGACAUGACAUUACAGGAAUUACUGAACAGAAUAAACAAUGCAGACACAGGGAUAGCUAUUCAGGAGAAUGGAGCUGUAAUUGUGGAUAGAAUCUACAAGACCAAGGAAUGUAAAAAGAGAAUAACUGCCGAAGAAAUGAAUGCCAUGAUAGAGGAACGGGAUGCUGCUUUGUCUCAGUGCAAACGGCUGGAGCAGGAGCUUCAUCAUCUGAAAGAGCAGAACCAGACUUCAGCAAACAACACGAGACAUCUGACUGCUGAAAACAAUCAGGAACGUGCUCUGAAGGCAAAGUUGUUAGCUAUGCAACAAGCCAGAGAAACUGCAGUUCAACAGUACAAGCAGCUGGAAGAGGAAAUCCAGACACUUCGAGUUUACUACAGUUUACACAAAUCUUUAUCACAAGAAGAAAAUCUGAAGGAUCAGUUUAACCAUACCCUUAGUACCUAUGAAAAAGCUUUAAAAAAUAGAGAGAACAUUGUUUCCAUCACUCAACAACAAAAUGAGGAACUGGCUACCCAACUGCAGCAAGCUCUGACAGAUCGAGCAAACAUGGAAUUAGAGCUUCAGCGUGCCGUGGAGGCCUCCCAGGCGGCCAGUGACAAAGUUCAGAAUGCAGGUAAUACAGGGAAAAGGAAGGCCUCAAGAAGAUUGAACUUGGCCCUGGAGAAUGGGUGGGAUACGAAUAAGCAGAGAGGAAAGAAGAGAAGGUAAAAGAAGAGAGAAACAGCAUAAAUGAAGCAGAGCUGCAGGAGUGACUAUAAUAAUCUACAUGAGGAGACACGACAGAGGCCCACCUGGCAGGAGCAGAGGCUCGUGUGGGAUGACAUCAGAUGGGCGAGGCUAGGCUGAAUUACCGAGAGCCUUCAAGAGUACGCGGAGGCGGUUAGAGUUCGUGUGAUGUGGAUAAGAAGCCAUUGCAGAGUUAAAGCAGUGGAGGUUACUUGAUAGAAACAGCAUUUCAGGAACGUCAGUCUCAGCAUUGUGGAAGAUUAAUUGAAGCAGGCUGGUGUUAGAGGUAGGAGGACCAGCUAAGAAGCAAUCAUAAUCAUAUACUACAGUAACAACAGGCAACUGGCACGCUGCUGUGGGCUGGGAGCAGCGAGAAUGGGAGGAAGGGAUUCAUAUCAGAAAUACUAUGGAGGAAAAGUAUGAUUUGGUGACUAAAGAGAUGUGAAGGGUAAAGAAGUAGUCGAUAUUUUAAGAUUUUCUGCCUAAGAGUUAGGAACAACACAGUGCCAUUGAUAGAAUGUCUUUAGUUCGGUGCUAAGAACUAAUUUCAUUUUCUUUUUGUGUACUUAUAAACUUAUGAGAAAAAAUAUUGAGUUUGAGAACAGUACUGUCAGAUGACAGAUAUAAAACUCAUCAAAAUUGGCUUCCAGAAACUGAAGAGCAAAAGAAGGGAAGAGCUUCUAAGGACUCUUCUCUGGGAAUAAUAGAAACACCCAGGGGAAUGUCUUUGGAACGAUGGCAAUUUACAUUGUAUAACCCUAUUCCCCACAUAACUAAACUCUUUCUGUGGAGGUUAGUGCUAAAAGUCAGAAUGUCCAAAGUUAUUCUGAAUGAUAAAGAUUAUUCUUAAGAGCUGUAUCUCAAGCCAUUCAAAGACAGGCCAAAUGUCAAGGUUGUGGUUUGAGGUGUCAUUCGGCAAAAAAGGCAAUAUGUAACUCCUUUCCUGGGCAAAUAGCAGAUCAGUUCCUGAGGUAAUAUCGUUGGGAAGAAUGCUCUGAACCAGGCUGGUGAUAUAAGCGGCUGAAAGCAGCAGGUAGAAAGAAGUUUUAGAAUUAUUUUGUUUUAAAAGGCACAUGAUGAGGACAGGCUAUUAGCAAAGAUUUACAGCAAUUAUUCAUUAAUAUUUUCUAGGUUAUUUACUCAAAUGUUUUGAGUACCUAAAUUUGGUAGAAAUAAAACGCAUACCAGAAGAUGUAAACACUACCAUAUUGCCCAAACCUAAACUACUCUAAGGAAAAAUAAUAAUAAAUUACAGUUUUCCUGUAUCAUGGUUUACAGAAUAUUUGAAAAACCGUUAAGAUGUUAUCAGUUUUAUCAGGAGACAGGUUUGAGGUUCUGCUCUUCACACUGAGGUGGGAAUUGCUCUACCAAUGAAGAUAAAAGAAUAAUUUUCAUUGGCAUUACAAAUUGCCCUCUAGUACUCUGUAAAUCAUAAUCAUUAUAAAUAUACAAGACCUUAUUUAUUAUCUUUGCUGCCAAAUUUAAGGUAGUUUCUAGAAUAUAAAAAUCUAUA